GUCGUCGUCGUCGUCGUUGCUCGAGCCGGCGUCGUUCCAUCGCAGUUCCCAAGAAUCUGUCGAACCGAUCUGUACCUCCGAGAAUACGUUCAAACGGGCACUUAAAUUUCGGGGGGGUUGGUUUCUCGCGUACCGUCGCGAUGAGUCGGUGUUUCGUUGAAUGUUUCGCAGGACGAACGAGUCGAUCGGUGGUACAUUUGACAAAAUCAGUGCGAAAAGUUUGGUAAUAGUUGGAACAGUUGGACUGUUGGACUGUGCACGAGUGAAAUUGGACCAAGAGUGAAAUUAGUUAUAACUAGGUCUUGUAACUAGUAUAUUGCCUUUUAUAUAACGAGGAAUGUUCGUUGAUACACCAUGAACGGAGCAACGCCGGUCACUACUUCGGAGGAACACCAGCAUCAGCAUCAGCAACCGCAGAAUGAACCACCCCCGGAGCAUCCGAGAAGUCCUACCAGCCCUUUGAGCAUUCGACAUGACUCGGGCGAGAGCAGCGUCAUCUCGCCAGGAUUACCGGAGCGGUACAGUCCUUUGGGAGCGACAGGAUCGACCUCGAGUCACGAUCCUUAUGCCUCGAGGUCUGUCCAAGAAUGUCCGGUUCCACUUUGCAGAGGAAUACCUACGGAUUUCCCGCUCGCGAGAUCACCGUAUUUAACCGCUUUGGGAAACGGGCAUCCUCACUUGUUGGGACAAGUUCAACAGCAACAACAACAGCAGCAACAGCAACAGCAACAGCAACAGCAGCAACAACUGCAACCGCAACAUGGCAGCAAACCACCGCGCAGCCUCGGCUUGAUAUGCGUGGUCUGCGGGGACACCAGCUCUGGGAAACAUUACGGAAUUCUCGCUUGCAACGGAUGUAGCGGUUUCUUCAAAAGAAGCGUCAGACGGAAGCUGAUAUACAGAUGUCAAGCCGGUACCGGAAGAUGUGUCGUGGACAAAGCUCACCGAAAUCAGUGUCAGGCGUGCCGUUUGAAGAAGUGCAUGCAGAUGGGAAUGAAUAAGGACGUGACUGGACAACGCGCGCUGGCUAACUCGAGGCUCAAAAGGCGACGUUUAUUAUACUGUGAACUUGUGUCAUCUGAAAUUCAGAUCCGUGUUUUGACGUUUGUAGCGGUACAGAAUGAACGGCAACCGAGAAACACUGCCACUAUUAGACCAGAGGCUCUCGUCGAGAUGGACCAGGAACGCGCGCUUCGUGAGGCAGCAGUCGCCGUCGGUGUAUUUGGACCACCUGUGUCUCUAGCCAUGGCGAGAUACACGACACCAUUGCCUUUACCCACCGUUGCGCCGACGACAAAUUCGACGAAUCCUCCAACGCCACCGCGGCAAGAUAACGAUGACGGGAACGCAUCUGAGGAUAGUAUAGACGUAACAAACGAGGAGCCACUGACACCCCAAAGGAGCGGUUGCACGCAAAUUCCACCUGUGAUUCCCUCGUUGUACUCGCCUGCUAGUGCCGAAACGGUCUACGAAACCAGUGCUAGGUUGCUCUUCAUGGCUGUAAAGUGGGCCAAGAAUCUUCCGUCUUUCGCGAGUUUGCCUUUCAGAGAUCAGGUGAUACUUUUAGAAGAGGCCUGGUCGGAACUUUUCCUUCUGAACGCGGUCCAGUGGUGCCUUCCACUCGAAUCGUCGCCUCUCUUCAACUCCGCCGAACUGACUGCCUUGACUCUGUCGCCGCAUCCGCACCCCCAUUCCGGAAUUCAUAUGCAAACCACGACAGGCAAGCCGAGUCAGGUGGCAGCAGAUGUGAGACACUUGCACGACACCUUGCAGAGAUAUAAGGCUGUCAUGGUUGAUCCUGCUGAAUUUGCCUGCAUGAAAGCCAUUGUACUAUUUCGGCCAGAGACCCGUGGCUUGAAAGACUCCAGCCAGAUAGAGAAUCUGCAGGACCAAGCACAGGUGAUGUUAGGUCAGCACGCCAGAGCGCAACAACCGGGAAGUCCGGCGAGAUUCGGCAGAUUAUUGUUGUUACUACCGUUGCUGAGGACAGUGCCAGCUUCGAGGGUGGAACUGAUAUACUUUCACAGAACGAUCGGCAAUACUCCGAUGGAGAAAGUCUUGUGCGACAUUUCUUCACUUGGAAUUACUAUCGAGUCGAAACGAGGACUUUCGUGUAACCUCGAGAUUCUCGAGGUUCAGUGCCACGUUGAAAUCUGCAAGACAAGUGAAAUUCCACCGAUCUCGUGCUAUCGAAAGUCAUCUCUUGCAAGACGUUCGAUUCUGUCGCGCAUUUCAUUUAAACGAGACCGCUGUCGAACCUCGAGGAAUGGAAAGAAAAUAUGCGAAACAUUCGACCGUGAGAAUGAACGUAUCGAAUAUAUGAAUUCGAUCGAAAUUCUUUUGUUAGUAUUGUCUCUUCAAAUACAGUGUACAAAGGAGCACCAAAGACCUUUCGUCGCAAAAAUUUGGAGAAAGAAAGAGAAAGAAAAAAGAAAAGAAAAGAGACUAGGGAAUAAAAAUAAGCAAUUGAACCGACCAAGUAAUCGAGAACGAUCGAUCGAAGAUAAUUACACCGUUUUACAUUGUGUGUAA
Messenger RNA from Heterotrigona itama, 2532 nucleotides. Lineage: Eukaryota; Metazoa; Arthropoda; Insecta; Hymenoptera; Apidae. The record is from the annotation of a GenBank genome assembly.